CUACAGUGCAUGGUGCUGCCACGAACUUGAAAACGCCGCGAAAAGUCCUUUUUUCUGCUACCGCGGACUUAAAUCGCCUGAAGUUUUAAUGCAUUUACAGUAUUGGUCAACAUGGCGUGGCCUUUAUACGGAUGUACGAUGUUUCUUCUUGCGUUUCUUCUGUCAGUUCUGGUGUCUGCCCGAGCGUUUGAACUGACCGUGCUGCACACGAAUGACGUGCACUCGCGUAUCGAGGAGAUAGACCCUACGGGAGGGAGUUGCAAUGCUGCCGAAGCAAACGCCGGAGAAUGUUACGGUGGGAUGGCGAGGAUGGCGACCAAGGUUAAGGAGAUGCGUCAUAACGAUGACAACGUACUGCUGCUUGAUGGAGGGGACCGGUUCCAAGGAACGCCAUGGUUUACGGAGUUUGACGGCCUCGCCUCCUCGCGAUUUAUGAACAUACUGCAGUACAACGCCAUGGCGCCUGGAAACCACGACUUUGACAACGGUGUUGAGGGUCUGGUUCCCUUCCUGAGAAACGUCACAUUUCCGGUGGUGGCCUGCAACAUCGACACUUCGGGAGAACCAGAACUGCAGGGUCUGAUCAGGCCAUCCGUUGUGCUGGACAUAGGUGGAGAGAAGGUCGGGAUAGUUGGGUACAUCCUUGUAAAUACACCGGCUAUUUCUCCAACAGGUAACUUGGUGUUUCUGGAGGAAGUGGAAUCGGUGCAAGCGGAAGUGACGAAACUACUGGGUCAAGGGGUCAACAAGAUCAUCGCACUGGGGCAUGCUGGGUACUCAAAGGACCAGGAAGUGGCGCGAAGGGUGUCGGGAGUGGAUGUUGUUGUGGGGGGCCACACCAACACUUUUCUGUAUACCGGUAUACUGCCAUCGUCAGAAGUGCCCUUAGGUCCCUACCCGCUGAUUAUCGACUCCGAGGUGGACCUCGGUCGGCAGGUACCCGUAGUACAGGCCUACGCCUACGGCAAAUACCUCGGUCACCUCCGCUUGACGUUUGACAGCGACGGGGACCUUGUCAGGUGGAGCGGUAACCCCAUUCUCCUAGACAACUCCGUACAUAAGGAUCCUGAAGUGCUGGAGGUGGUCACAGAUCUGAAGGAAAACUUAAACCACACCAAGGAAGUGAUCGGCAGAAGCAAUGUUUUUCUCCAAGGAGUUUAUGAAACCUGCACAGUGAUGGAGUGUAACAUGGGCAACCUAAUCACGGAUGCAAUGGUGCACCAGAACAUCAAGUUCCCGGAUGAACUCUACUGGAACGACGUCGCCAUAGGAAUAUACAAUAGCGACAGUAUCCGAGCGUCAAUGAGGAAGGGUCUUAUUGAUGUGGAAUCAGUACUGUUCACCCUGCCGUUCGGCAACACCUUUGACAUCGUGGAACUGAGGGGUGAACACCUGUAUGAAGUGUUCGAAUACUCAGGGUCAAUGUGGUCCUCGGGAGAAUUCUUGCAAGUGUCAGGAAUACUGGUUGAGUACGACCUGAGCAAACCAAAAGGAAACAGAGUAGUGUCUCUAGAGGCCCGGUGUACCGCCUGUGAUGUUCCGGAAUUCAUGCCCGUGCAGACGGAUUCUAUCUACAAGAUAAUUCUGCCAUCCCACCUUGCAAACGGCGAAAGAGGGUACAGUAUGAUAUCAGACAACAAACUCAGCCACCAUAUACCAGCUUUGCUGGACUCGGACAUGUUGAUUGGAUACAUCCGGGCGACCUCACCCAUCACUACUGGGGUGGAGCGGCGCAUCACAUUCACUGAAGAAGCGCCGCCUUGCACAUCCGGUGGAACAGCAGCUCUUGUUUUCAAUUUGGGUUUCAUUCUGUGUGUCCUCUUUCGCAGAGUGUUCUUGUAGAAAAGUUACAUGUUCUAAUUUUUCAUUGUAAUCAAGACUGUAGUAACAAAUUAACCUGAUGUAUUCAGUAGUUCAGGGUGUUCUGCAAAAACCACAUUCUCUCUCAUGUACAUACACACACAUAACUCUCAUAAACAGACGCACAAACGCAAACACGUCAAAAAAUACACAUGUACAAUCGCACACAGACACACACACAAACACACACACACACAUACACACACACACACACACACACACACGCGCGCGCUUUUUGGCACUAUAUUUCGAUAUCCCUGUACUUUUUUGUCCUUUUGUUUUUACUUGAAUGAUGUUAGAUUCCUGUGAUUUGAAUAAAAGAUCUUGGUUACAUUUUAAUUAAAGAUUAGAGUAUCACAAAAUAAGCUAUUUUCUAUUUCUUGGGGGUAUAAUUAAUGUACAACUUAAACCAAAAUAAAACACACAAACACAUUACGUCAGAACUACAACUGCAAUCUUAU
Molecule: messenger RNA, 2321 nt
Organism: Branchiostoma floridae (Florida lancelet)
Lineage: Eukaryota; Metazoa; Chordata; Leptocardii; Amphioxiformes; Branchiostomatidae
Product: snake venom 5'-nucleotidase-like
Exons: 11
Coding region: 112-1842 (576 amino acids)
Biological process (GO): AMP catabolic process
Cellular component (GO): plasma membrane
Molecular function (GO): 5'-nucleotidase activity; nucleotide binding; metal ion binding
Source: RefSeq, a predicted model, not a curated record